AUGUCAGCUUCUGAAUCCUCUUCUCUCGCGAGCGAGAUCGAGCAGACGGCGCAUGACGGUGCAAACUUCCGGGUCGACGUAAAAGCGUUGCCAACUUCCGUCGCACUGCUUGACGAAGAGCACGCAAAGCUCACAAAGACACAAGUUAGUACGGCGAUGUCGUCAGAGCUGGCAACGAUGCGUUCAACGCUGGCAAACUGGAAGGAAAGAUUGGACGAGCUCGAAGCUACAGCCCAGUAUCGGCAGGAGUGUCAGCUGAUCAGCGAAGUCGCCUUCCGCGUGGACAGGCGCUUGGUCCAGUUUGUGAUUUGCAACAGUUCGGAACGCGAGGAAGAGCUGGGCAUCGUCUACAGUCUCAAAAUGCUUUUGCGCCAAUCAUCCUGCUGGGAGGAUCUGCAACCAGCCGAAAGAGCGCGCAGCCUUGCCAUCAAUGAGUAUCUGGUUGAGAAAACGUUCAGCAAAUUCAAUCUCUUGACUCCCUUCAAGCUGUUGAAGGGCAUGCGUUUGGACUAUACGCAGGCUGUGCCUCCCAAGGACCCGGACUAUCUCAAUUCGCUCAUCCAGAAGCACCGGGCCGAGGACCCUCAGUGGCUGCUCGAUCAGUUCUCGGUCAUUGUUGACUUGUACUGCUGCAGCGAUGAAGCGUUGAGCUCCUUGCUCCAAGCCUACGUGAAGGAUUGA
Molecule: messenger RNA, 681 nt
Organism: Capsaspora owczarzaki ATCC 30864
Lineage: Eukaryota; Filasterea; Ministeriida; Capsasporidae
Exons: 1
Coding region: 1-681 (226 amino acids)
Source: RefSeq, a predicted model, not a curated record